UGGAAGCGCGAGAAGCUGCGCUGUGACACCUGUAGAAGAACCAGACCUCAUCAAGGACACGUUUCCUUCCCCCGCCAACAGAGAAGGCUCACAGAUCCCGCAAAGCAUGAAGGUGCAGGUGAUCCUCCCGGUGUCUCUGGUCCUGUCUGUGGCAUUGCUGGGUGUCUUGAAAAUCCGGAAAAAGGAGAGCGACAGGGAGCUCAAGAAGGGAGAUUUCGAGAAUGUCAAGCUGCGGGUGACCAACGAUGUGCUGGGAGAGUACAAGCGAGAGCUGGCGGAGACGGAGAAUCGGGUGGAGACGACCCAGACUGAGAUGACGGGGCUGGAGAAGGAGACGAACGAGCUCCGGUUCAAAGUAACUAAGACGCAGACCGACUUUGGCUCGUGCGACGGUGCCAGGAAAACUGCACAAGAUGGGCUGGCAGCGGUCGAGUCACAAAUGAAUAAUCUCAAAGCUGAAACGGAGAAGGAGGAGAGCGGCUGGAAAACAGAAGUGGACACACUGAAAAGUCAGCUGGCAGCACGGAGCGCAGUCUGUGACCAUCUGAAAAAGGACGCCCAUGUAGGCAACUUGUGUGACGCUAAGGCAGCCCCAAAAGAGGAGCCUAAAGCAGAGUCACCUCAAGCAGAGACUCCGAAACCGGAUGAACCAAAAGCAGAGGAGGCUAAAGCAGAGGCUCCAAAAGCAGAGGAGGCUAAAGCAGAGGCUCCAAAAGCAGAGGAGGCUAAAGCAGAGGCUCCAAAAGCAGAGGAGGCUAAAGCAGAGGCUCCAAAAGCAGAGGAAACUAAAGCAGAGGAAGCUAAAGCAGAGGCUCCAAAAGCAGAGGAAGCUAAAGCAGAGGAAACUAAAGCAGAGGCUCCAAAGGCAGAGGAAGCUAAAGCAGAGGCUCCAAAAGCAGAGGAAACUAAAGCAGAGGAAGCUAAAGCAGAGGCUCCAAAGGCAGAGGAAGCUAAAGCAGAGGCUCCAAAGGCAGAGGAAGCUAAAGCUGAGGCUCCCAAGUAGAGACACUCUCACAAAACUUCAUCUGUUAAACAGAAACACAGUCUAGGACGUUGUUUUACUGGGUCGCUGUCACAUGUUGUAUGAGUAGGAACCUUUAGGAACAUUUGACUCCUCAGGUUUCGCACCUGCUCAUUGGGAUGUUAAAGAACAUAUUUCUUUUCAGUCUGCUAUUUAUUUUUAUGCAACAACCUGAUGAAGAACGUGGAUAUAUUUUGUACAGUAUGUGUGAUAAAUGCUUUGUAUAAACAGGUUUUUACAAUGCAAAUAUAUUAUGCUGUUAGGGUCAAGAGUCCACUCAAGUUUGUUACUGAAAGUCAAUGUGAGAAGAAAAAGCCUGUCUUCAUGUAUUCAGCGACGGUGAUUGUCUGGCAUAAUUCAGUUUGUAUUUAUGGCUCAAAAGAAAUAAAUAUGCAGAUGUAAAGCAAAUCUUGUUCUUAAAGUCGGGCUAUCUUGUCAGUAAUUGACAUUUUCCAAUAAAUUGUCAAGACCAUUCAACAUAAAUCUCUUACAUCUAAAGACAUUUGGUAUUCAGUGGUGAAAGUAAAAGUAUAGAUGCCACAACAGCAAAUAAUAGUCCUCAAAUUUUAACUUGAGUAACGGUGCAGAAGUAUUAUCAGUCGAAUGCCCAGUAUCAAAAGUAAAGGUACCCACUAACAAUGCU
Molecule: messenger RNA, 1664 nt
Organism: Acanthopagrus latus (yellowfin seabream)
Lineage: Eukaryota; Metazoa; Chordata; Actinopteri; Spariformes; Sparidae
Exons: 4
Coding region: 107-1003 (298 amino acids)
Source: RefSeq, a predicted model, not a curated record